CAGUUGGCCACGACCUCGACGGUUAAGGUCGCCGGAGCUCGCUCCGUUUCUCGACGCCGCCAAGUCUCGGCGACCUCCGACAGCGGAGAAGGGGCCAAAUGGUGCAUCAGUGUCGUCAGUGGGCGCUGGCCCGUUCGCGAUAUGUACCGCACCUGGCCGCCUUCUUUUAAUUUCCAUCCCAUUUUGUCAUUUGUUUCCAUCGAACCUGGUGAUUAGCCACAUACGGACAGAACUGCAGCAGUGCAUGGAGGACGCAUGGUAGCUACAGUGCCCGGCGGGCCUCUUCACGCGGACACUAGGCCUGUAGGGGCGACGAACAAGCUCUUCUGCCAUGGACACUCUCGCGGCCUUGCUGAUGCUUCUGUACAACAAAAGGAUGCCAUGCUUCUUCCUACCCAUAGUGCCAACACGGUUAGCCACACGGAUGCCAUCGAAAGUCCAUACGGUGGUGCUUCCUCAUCUUCAGUAGUGCUCAUCUUCAGUACAGGAGGUUUGCAAGAUGAGGAAGACAACAAAGGCACCUCAUGCGGCUGAGCUGCUCGACGAGCUUGUUUUCGAGAUCCUCCUCCGGCUGCCCGUCAAGUCCCUCCUGCGGUUCAAGUCUGUGAGCAAGGUGUGGCAUGCAAUCAUCUCCGACCCCUUCUUCAUCCGCGCGCACCUCCAGCAAUCUGCCUCCAGAUGGAGGCAGGACCCUUCACUGCUUGUCACCCCUCACGCUUUGAACUACGUCAUCGAGGACGAAGCUUGGCCGACUACCUUCUCCAACAAGAUCCGCUUCUACCAGUGGCAACAGCCCUCCUCCGAGGAGGAGCCUGAAGAGUCGAAGCUCUUCAUGCAUGGUGGCGACUUCCUCGGCGAAUUCAACUCUGUGUGCUGCUUCGCGCACUGCGACGGCCUGGUGGUCGCCCCCACCAACACCAAUGUCUAUCUCUUCAACCCGGCGACCAGGGACGCCAUGACACUGCCGCACAGCGACCGCAAUAAGAUGCACCAGUACGCGGUCUGCCUUCCUGUAGGGUUCGGCUUGGACCCUUGCACCGGCAGGCACAAGGUGGUUCGGGCCUUCUACCGCUCCAGGAAUCCGCGGACUGGUAUCUACGCCAUGGGGAUGGAGGUGUUCACCGUCGGUGAUGCUCCGGCUUCCUGGAGGGAAACCGCGGCUGAUCCGCCGUACCCUGUCGCGGGUUGGUUCACCGCUGUGUUCGUCAACGGGGCUCUAUUCUGGGUCAUUGAGAAGCGUGGUCUUGAUCUGAACCCGCACAGCCUCCUCCGCUUCAGCCUGGAUGACGAGACAUUCAGCGUCACGCGCCUGCCUGACUCGCUGGACCCUGCGCUUGUCGAGUCCUACUCCUUCAUGCUGGACGAGAUGCACGGCGAGCUAUGCCUGACCGCCUUCAGCAGCAGCAAGCCGGCCGAGCAGCAGCCCCUCAAGAUCUGGACGCUGGUGGAAGAAGACGGGCGAUGGGAGCACCGCUACUCCCUCACCAUUUCGGGGCUGGUGCACCCGGUGGCUCUUCUCCCGGGCCGCGGCGUGAUGAUUGUACAGCGGUCGCAGUACAUCUGCCGCUACGAUCUGCGGACGCAUGAGCUGGACACCGUGUGCGAGCUGGAUCGCCUGAGAUACGAGAGCACGGGCACGUCGCAGGCUGCUAAGCGGAAAACCUAUUACUUUAAUGUAAUACCUUACACUCAGAGCCUGGUCCGAAUUACUGCUGCUGCUUAGUAGAGUUGAGGCCGCUGAUAAAACCUUCCCUACUUGAAACAGUAUAUCAAUCACAUUUUAUUCAUUCGUUGCUCUGGCUCUUGUUGUGGUGUUGAAGUAUGUGUUUUGGCUCUCUCAAAGAAGAUAUAUAAAAAAACGAUCUUUUUC
Lolium perenne is the source of this 1870-nucleotide messenger RNA. Its product is annotated as putative F-box protein At1g50870. The record is from RefSeq and is a predicted model, not a curated record. Gene Ontology annotation, molecular function: protein binding. NCBI's taxonomy places the organism in Eukaryota, Viridiplantae, Streptophyta, Magnoliopsida, Poales, Poaceae.